CUAGGGUUCUGUAACCAAUCUCACCCAUCUUUUCUUUCCUUCGUCGGAGAAGGGGAGAAAAGCGUACCUGAAACGAUUCCCUGCAUUCCAUUCCGCUGCAUACUUGCAUUGCAUCUCAUCCCUCCUGCUCCUGCGUCCUCCUCCUCUAUUUCUCUCCUGCUGCUUGCUACUACCUCAUCGAUCCAUUCCAUCCAUCGCCGAGGGGGGAGGGCCGCCGCCCGCCCGGGUCGCAUCGCAUCGCCUGGUCGGCCGGGGACUCGGGGCAGGCGAGCGACACUAGCUAUAAAAGACCUCCCGCCGCCUGCGACUGGGCCGUGUGCAAGCAAAUUAAAGCGCAAGGCCGAUCCGAGGGUGGACUGUGGAGGGCCGGCCAUGGUGAUGAUGAUGCGGUCGUGCCUCGGCGGUGGCCUGCUGCCGGUGGCGGUCAUGCUCUGCCUCAACGUGGUGGCGGCGGUCAUGGUAUCGCUCGUCAAGGUGGCCAUGGACGGCGGCAUGAAACCGCUCGUGAUCGUCACCCUGCAGCAGCUCACCGCCGCCGUCUUCCUCGCGCCAAUCGCAUUCUUCAAGGAGAGGAAGUCGAGGCCAAAGCUGACGCUGGAGAUCUUCGCCUACAUCUUCGUCAGUGCGGCGCUCGGGGCAGCUCUUCGUCAGUACAUGAUCUUCGUGGCCCUGCGCUACACCACGGCCACCUUCGUGACCGCCUUCUCCAACAUCGCCCCCGUGCUCACCUUCCUCCUGGCCGUCGCCACGCGGUCCGAAGCGCUGGACCUCAAGAGCAGGACGGGGUUGGCGAAGCUGCUGGGCACGCUGGUGUCGCUGGCCGGCGCCAUGGUGCUCACCCUCUACAAGGGCGUGGCGCUCACCCACGCGGCGGCAGCCUCGCAGGACCAGCAGCAGCACUCCCACGGCCGGUUGCCGCCGAGCGCCGCCGACAGCCGCGGCAAGUGGACGCUGGGCACCGUGGCCAUCCUGGGCAACUGCGUCUGCCUCUCCUGCUGGUUCCUGCUCCACGGCCGCCUCGCCAAGAAGUACCCGCACGUCUACUCCUGCAACGCGCUCAUGUCCUUGCUCAGCUUCCUCCAGGUCGCCGUCGUCGGCCUCUGCACCCAGCGCAGCAUCUCCCCCUGGAUCGUCACCAGCAAGUUCAACAUCCUCACCGUCCUAUACGCCGGCAUCGUCGGCUGCGGCGUCUCGUUCGUGCUGGUGACAUGGUGCAUCGAGAAGAGAGGAGCCGUGUUCGUGGCCGCCUUCAUACCGGUGGUGCAGAUCAUCGUCUCCGUCAUCGACUUCUCCAUCCUGCACGAGCAGCUCUACCUCGGAAGCGUGCUGGGAUCAGUGCUAGUGAUAGGUGGCCUUUACCUUCUGCUGUGGGGCAAGAGGCAGGAGGCCCUGCACUGUCCUCCUCCUCCUCCUCCAAAGGUUGCCGAAGAAGACCCUGCUGACAAAGAGCAGCAGCAAGUGCAGCACAACUGAAGACGGACAGCAUCCUCUGACUGUUGGUCGUUUGGUUGUAACAGUGCCAGCAAUAAGAUCCCUCUGCCUCCUUUUCUUUUCUUUUGGUGUCUCAGGGGGGUGGGCAAUGUUCCUUCCUUCUCAGAUCGAUCACCAACAAAGUGUUUAGAUUCUAAUCCAAAACAGUAGAAUGGUCUUAAAUACAGUACUCCUGCUUACUGAUGAUAGCAACACCACUACCAACUAGGCCUCUGGAGAAAUACAGAGUAGAGUGUGUGUGCGCGCAAUACUGGAGAGCAGAAUAUUCCUGCAAAUAUAGUACGCAGUUGCUGUC
This is a messenger RNA of Zea mays, 1786 nucleotides long. RefSeq lists its product as uncharacterized. Bases 373 to 1473 code for a protein of 366 amino acids. Gene Ontology annotation, cellular component: membrane. NCBI's taxonomy places the organism in Eukaryota, Viridiplantae, Streptophyta, Magnoliopsida, Poales, Poaceae. The record is from RefSeq and is marked validated. The transcript is spliced from 5 exons. Gene Ontology annotation, molecular function: transmembrane transporter activity.